Molecule: messenger RNA, 3846 nt
Organism: Pezoporus occidentalis (night parrot)
Lineage: Eukaryota; Metazoa; Chordata; Aves; Psittaciformes; Psittacidae
Gene: ENPEP
Product: glutamyl aminopeptidase
Exons: 20
Coding region: 267-3095 (942 amino acids)
Biological process (GO): regulation of blood pressure; peptide catabolic process; proteolysis
Cellular component (GO): cytoplasm; plasma membrane
Molecular function (GO): zinc ion binding; metalloaminopeptidase activity; peptide binding
Source: RefSeq, a predicted model, not a curated record
ACAAUGUUCUUCUGUGUCAGUUCCCUCCAUCUCCCAGCCCAGCUGCACUCCUUUUGAUCAUUCACAUUUCCUCCAAAUGCAUGUUGUCAUUAAUUAAUUGAGUGUCUCAUGGAAAGCGAGGUGGGGGAGAUGGGCAGACAACAGCUAUAGCUACACCAUUAAAAUACAAACCAAGUCUGCUGAGUUUACUGAAUGCGAGUGCUGAAGUGACUAAUAAGCUUUUUUACAGUUAAUGUUUUCCUCUGAGGACAGACCCAGGACCAGAGAUGGAGGGCAUGCAUUUUGAGGAUGAGAAGACCAAGAGGUACUGCAUGAAGACAAAGCAUGUGGCUGUCAUCUGUGGCGUCGUGGUCAUUGUAGGUCUUGCCGUGGGGCUUGGCGUGGGAUUGAGCAGACCUAAAUCUCAGCAACAUUCAGGGGAAACAGAUCAGCCAACAAACCCUCCUCCCUCAGCGGACUUGAGUCCCUGUCCUUCUAGAAAUGAUGAGACUGGAGACUGGACCCAUUUUAGACUGCCCACUUAUGUGAAGCCUAUCCACUAUGAUUUGGAAAUGAAGCCUGAAAUGGAGACAGACACUUACACUGGGACAGUCAGUAUUUCCAUUGCUUUGGAAAAAUCUACCAGCUACCUGUGGCUCCACCUGCGAGAGACCAAGAUUACAGAAAUGCCAACACUCCAGAAAUCUUCAGGACAGCAAAUUGCUGUGAAUGACUGCUUUGGUUACGAGCCACAAGAAUACAUAGUGAUGAAGGCAGAAACAGAGCUCUCUGUCACUGAUGAAAGUGAUCCCUAUAUACUCACCCUGAAGUUUCAAGGCUGGCUGAAUGGUUCCCUGGUUGGGUUUUAUAGGACCACCUACACUGAGAACGGACUUAUCAAGAGCAUUGCAGCUACAGAUCAUGAACCAACAGAUGCACGGAAAUCUUUUCCUUGCUUUGACGAGCCCAACAAAAAGGCGACUUACAACAUAUCUAUCAUCCAUCAAGACACAUACCAAGCACUAUCAAACAUGCCAGUACAGCAAACUGUACAGCUGGGCAAUAACUGGAAUCGGACAACUUUUGAAAAAUCAGUUCCCAUGAGCACAUACUUGGUGUGCUUUGCGGUGCAUCAGUUUCAGUGGAUAGAAAAAAUAUCUGCUAGUGGAAAACCUCUGAGAGUUUAUGCCCAGCCACUGCAAAUACACACAGCAGAAUAUGCAGCAAAUGUAACAAAAACUGUAUUCGACUUCUUUGAAGAGUACUUUAAUGUGAGCUAUUCUCUUCCAAAACUAGAUAAAAUAGCUAUUCCAGAUUUCGGGACAGGUGCUAUGGAGAACUGGGGGCUGAUCACAUACAGAGAAACAAACCUGCUGUAUGAUCCCAAUGAGUCAGCCACUUCCAACAAACAGAGAGUAGCUGCUGUGAUAGCCCAUGAGCUUGUUCAUCAGUGGUUUGGAAAUAUUGUGACCAUGGAUUGGUGGGAUGACUUGUGGUUAAACGAAGGAUUUGCCAGUUAUUUCGAGUUCCUGGGAGUAAAUGCUGCAGAACCAGAUUGGCAAAUGCUUGAACAGGUUUUAAUUGAUGAUGUGCUUCCUGUAAUGAUGGAUGACUCUUUGCAGUCUUCCCAUCCAAUUGUGGUGGAUGUGUCAUCUACAGCUGAAAUCACGUCUGUGUUUGAUGGGAUAUCCUACAGUAAGGGUGCAUCAAUCCUCAGAAUGCUUCAAGACUUAAUGACACCAGACCUCUUCCAGAAAGGCUGUCAGAUAUAUUUGAAAAAACACCAUUUCCAGAAUGCCAAGACAGAUCAAUUUUGGGAAGCUCUGGAAGAGGCAAGUGACAUACCUGUGAAAGAAGUCAUGGACACAUGGACUAGGCAGAUGGGCUACCCUGUUUUGGAGAUGGGAACUAAUUCAGUAUUCACACAAAAACGUUUUCUCUUGGAUCCCAAUGCAGAUGCUUCUUACCCUCCUUCUGAUCUUGGUUACAAAUGGAAUAUACCAGUGAAAUGGAGACUUGGAAGUUCAACAAACUAUACUUUCUACAACCUAUCAGAUUCUGCAGGAAUUGCAAUACCAUCACCUCCCAAUUCUUUUGUGAAUAUUAAUCCAGACCACAUUGGAUUCUAUCGGGUGAAUUAUAAUAGUCAUAACUGGGCCAGUUUAAGCACUCUUCUGGCCAGCAACCACAAAAACUUUUCAGCUGCUGACCGUGCAGGGAUUUUGGAUGAUGUCUUUUCUUUGGCAAGAUCUGGACUAGUGAAUUACUCUGUUCCUCUGGAGCUCACAAAAUACCUAAUAAAUGAAACAGACUAUUUACCAUGGCAUAGAGUUAUAUCAUCUGUAACUUAUCUCACAAACAUGCUUGGAGACGACACAAAUCUCUACCCCCGGUUUCAGGAAUAUUUCCGCCACCUGGUAAAACCUAUUGUGGAUCAACUGCACUGGAAUGAUGUUGGAGGUCAUUUGGAGAGGCUCCUUCGUACGUCUGUUCUAGACUUUGCCUGCAGUAUGGGUGACACAGAAUCUUUGAACAAUGCUUCUCAAUUAUUCGAUCAAUGGCUACAAGGACAAAUUAUUCCUGCAAAUCUCCGACUCCUAGUAUACCGGUAUGGGAUGCAGAACUCAGGCAAUGAGACAUCGUGGAAUUACAUGUUUGAGAAAUACCAAGAAACUUCAUUAGCUCAAGAAAAAGAAAAGCUGCUGUAUGGCCUGGCAUCAGUAAAGAACAUCACCCUUUUGGACAGGUAUCUGAAAUAUAUUUACAACACCAGCCUCAUCAAAAGCCAAGAUGCAUUCACAGUCCUGAGAUACAUCUCAUAUAACACCUACGGGAAAACAAUGACCUGGGACUGGAUACGACUUAACUGGGAGUACUUAGUCGACAGAUUCACUAUCAAUGACAGAUACCUUGGUCGAAUAGUGACUAUCACCCAAACUUUCCACACUGAGCUCCAGCUUUGGCAGAUGGAAAAUUUCUUUGAGAAAUAUCCUAAUGCUGGGGCAGGAGAAUCACCCAGGAGUCAGUCAAUUGAACAGGUGAAGAACAACAUUGAAUGGCUAAAAGUAAACAAGGAGGAAAUACAAAUGUGGCUAGAAGAACAGCUAGGCCCUUAAAGUUUUACUCUGUUAAAAAUACCAGGCACUCAUUCUGGGCAGUCAGAUCAUCAGAGAUAUUUAGCAAUGUGGGUUUCUCACUUAGGUACCUUAGAGGACCAAGGCGUAAUAUUUUUUCUACAAAUACUUGGGAGACCACAGCCAGAGCAACAUUUCUGCAGUUGGUGAGCAGGAAUAGCUUUAUAUUCUGAGAGGUGAAUUUGCCUGAACAAACAAGACAAACAUUUAAAGUUACUCAAGGCAGAAGUGAUGGCAGAACUGGAGUACUCACUGAUCAAGCUGGUCUCACUCCUUCCUCACACCACUCUGAAAGCUACUUCUUGGUUGACACAGAACCAACAUAGUAAACUCAGGGAUUCCUUUCCACAUGCACCUCACAGGAGAUUUCUCCUGAAGGAAAGGGUAUUAAGCAGUAAUUUUAACAUUAUCUGAAAAUCAUCUCCUAUAUUCAUAGCUGUUAAAAAAUCUCCAUUUGGGAUUUAGCUUUGCAUUCUGGUACUACAGAAAGGCCAUUUAAGCUUCCCUCUCCAUUGAUUUUUGAAGUUUAACUGCUAGUGCAUAAGGGAUCAAUAUUAUCAGCUUCUUUUUCAAUAUUACUAGUUGGGAUUCUGUAGCUUGGAGGAGGGGUUGUCUUGGUUAUUUUUGUCUUAUUUCUAAAUCUUCUGAAAAGAAGAGUUUGUGGCAGCCGUUACUGAAAACAAGACAUAUGGUACUUACUGUCUCUUAUGUAAAAAUAAAAUUUAAAACUCUA